Trematomus bernacchii (emerald rockcod) is the source of this 1405-nucleotide messenger RNA. RefSeq names its product proteasome inhibitor subunit 1 (gene psmf1). Gene Ontology annotation, molecular function: endopeptidase inhibitor activity; proteasome binding. Gene Ontology annotation, biological process: proteasome-mediated ubiquitin-dependent protein catabolic process. The transcript is spliced from 7 exons. NCBI's taxonomy places the organism in Eukaryota, Metazoa, Chordata, Actinopteri, Perciformes, Nototheniidae. The record is from RefSeq and is a predicted model, not a curated record. The coding region runs from base 96 to 917 and encodes 273 amino acids.
AUUUGACGUCGUUAAGCUCCUAUGAAGACUUUCGUUUUCAUUUUUUGUUGACACUGCAUUGAUGUUGUUAUAGUUGGUUGCUAGUUCAGACAAACAUGGCCGGCUUGGAGGUGUUAUACUCCUGUGUCGGUGGCAGCAUUAGCUGUCCACAGGACGCCGUGGUGUGCUUCGUUCACUGGGAAAUGAUAAAGAGUGGAUACAGGUGCAUCGGUUCUGGAGACGAGCCCAAAGGCAGUGAUAAGAAGUCUGAGCUGCUGCCUACUGACUGGAACAGCAACAGGGAGGAACUGUACAGUCUGCGAUACAAAGCCAAAGACAGUGAGACACAGUUGCUGCUUAAAGCCAUCUCUGUCGACUCCACCUUGAUCUUCAACUUGAUGAACUCCGGCACACAGCAGGUGUCAGACUUGACGGUGAACAUCAGCGAUCACGUGGAGGCCGACCAGCUGCACACAUUUGACAGUGUGUUCAAGGACACAGACAGUCUGUCAGAGAAGGUGAAGACUCAGCUGCUGCCCGCUCAGGGGCGAGCGCCAGGACAGAGGACGAGUCGGAGGGAGGAGGAGGACGAGCGGAGAAGAAGAGAGGACAGCGACCCCCUCCGCAUCCCCAUCAGACAGCCCCGACAGGGACCCCCCCCACACUGGCGGGACCCCAUGGUCCCUCCGUUCUCCGUUGGAGGAGCAGAUCUGGAUCCCUUCGGGUCCCGUGGUGGUGGCGGGAUGAUCCUGGACCCCCUGCGGUCGGGGUAUCCGCGCUCUGGUUUUGACCCAUCAAGUGGAAUACCAGACAUCCUGCCUCCUGGAGCUGUUCCCCAGGGGGCUCGCUUCGACCCGUUUGGACCAGUCGGACGACCCAGACCAGGGCCGGACCCGGACCACAUGCCCCCGCCGGGGUAUGACGACAUGUUCAUGUAGUGCUUCCUUCUUUUCUACUCCCUGUUUGCUACUCACGACAACAUCCUGUCCUCCAGCCAAUAGGAGGAGGAUCUCCUCUCCCCCCCCUGCAGGGUUUGAUCCGCUUUAGUGGCCUGAAAAUAAAAAUGUUUGCCUUUUUUAUUUUCCCGUUUUUGAGAAAGAGGGUUUCAUAUUAUUGGUUUCUUAUAACUGAUGUACAACUCGUGUAUAUAACUUGUGUAGAAGUUCCCUUAGUGAUAAAUAUACAUGCUCUUUUUCCUCUGCUUCCUGGAGGAUAGAAGUGAGUUUAGAUGAUUAUUGUCCCAUUAAACUGCAUCUUGUAGUUCUAAUUUAUGCAUAAUAAAGAACAAGCGCUUGUAUUUCUGUUGUGGAUACUUAAGAAGAGCAUGACAUAUGGUUCCUUACAGCUGUUUUGUUUGGAUUGUUGUUGAUUCUACAACAUAGUUGAUGAAAUAUCCCAUGCCAAAAUAAAAGUCUUAGAUUAACAA